CAAGAAAACAAAUUUUAGUUGCACUCAAAGCCGCGGAUAAUAGUCAUUAACAUACACAAAGUGCUGUCGUCUAUUCUUAUAUACAUAUAUAUAUUUUUGUGAUUAUAAAAUAGAAAAUAUAUAUUUUAUAUUUUUCUUAAAACAAUAAAUUUUAUUGUUUAUCACAUUUCUUUUGUGAAAAAAAAAUUAAAAAUAUAUUACUGUGAUCAAGUGUGGUGUCAAUGCGUUUACGUAAUUUCAUCGUAUUAGUGUCAGUUAUUUAACUCAAGAAAAAAUAUAAAAAAAAAUAUCAAUGUCAAGGUCAGGCAUGAUAAAAGUAUACACGUAUAUAGAAAAAAAAAAAAAAAUGAGUCAAAUGAAAAUUGUUGACUGUUAAUAGUGUCAUAAAAAUUCACAUAAAAUAGACGUAAACUCACUCAUUGUCAAUACUUGAGUAAACAAGUCUGAUUAGGUUAUUAGUUAUAUUUUAUUAGUCAAAAAUAAAUACAGAAAAGUAAAUUACACGUGUCAGUUUAUUGAGUCUAUCUUUAUAUAUAUAUAAAAGUUGAUUUAUUGAUAAGCUUCCUCGAGAAAAAAUCAACCAAUUGAGGUUGGAUGUACUGGAAAUCGUUGAGAAUUGUCGAGGGCUUUAUGUUGUAUAUUUAUAUGUGUAAUCAUACAAAAUAAAUAGGAUUUUUGUCUGUGUAAGACUCGAUAUUUUUAAAAAACUUUCGGACAUUUUGAACGCGGUUACUUAAUUAUUGAGUUCAAUUAUUUAUAAAACCAGUAACUUGUAAAAUUGACAUAAAAAUAUUUCGGUACAUUUGUCAUAUUUAUUACACUAUCAAUAACGUCAUUCGAAUAAGUAAUUACAUUACAGGCUGUUCAACUGUAGCACAUAAAAAGUAACAUGUCAGUUUGUACCGGUCGAACAAAUAUACGUUAUAAUUACUCUCUUGUGUCCAUCUGUCAUUCAUAAUUAAAUUUUAGUGGUCAUGUUUAAACAAAAGCUGAUAAACACAUCAUUGUAUUUUUCUUUUUUGACUAUAAUCGUUUUAUCAAUCUUUUCAUGGUAGAGAUAAAAAACAUUAAAUGUCUAGUGAAAAAUAAACAAUAAAAAAGCCUGCAGGUGAAGUUGGUUCUUCGUCGUCGAAAUAGCUGCAUGCUGAAGAAAUGACAACAGAUUGGAAAAAAAAUCCACCAUCAACAGUGGGCUAUGGAUCUCAUCACAAUAGAUCCAUCAUAGAUUUUGAUAAGCUGCCAGGAGCAUCAAGUCUUGCAUCACUGACAGAGUCUGCAAUUUAUGAAAAUGAAGCAAGUUAUACUCAGAUUUCUCAACGUGAAAAACGGAGCUGGAAUGGAUGGGAGAAUUUUGGGUUGAGAAGACGAAUGUCAUUUAUGAAACUUGGAAGUAUUGGCUCAAAGGAACAAAAACAAAAUUCGGUACGGUCAAGAUCUUUGAGCCAACUUGACAUGCUGGAUACAAGUGAACAACCACUAACAGGCAAUGCCUCUCAUGCUCAACAACAUCAACUACCCCACAAUCGCUAUCAUCAAACAUCCCAGCAACACUCGCAAAAUCAAGUGGAUUGCAGUCCAAGAUUACUUGUACCAAAUGCUCCAUCACUCACUGAUUCAUCGCACACAUCAAAUCGUAACAAGCAUAAACUUUCACGUUCUCAGGUAUCAAGUAGCGAAUACUUUAGCGUUAGUUUUGAAGUGGGUGAAGAUACUGGCUCAUUGGAACGUGAAGAAUUUUUACCAGCAACAAAAGGAACUUAUCUCGUAGAUGUACUUGGAGCAGCAUGUGAACAUCGCAAUGUCGAUUUGUCACGUGUCGACGUCUUUCUCGAUACCUUUUCAUCACCUUUAUCGAUACUAACCACAGAAACAUCGAACUUGGGAGGCAGGCACUUACGAGUUACUGCAAAAGAUGAGAGACUUACUUCAAGAAUCGGUCAAAAAAAUAAUCCAAAUGCUUCGUUACGAAAGGGUGGUAGUUAUCGUGCCAGAAGUGGUCGUUUUUUCAGUGUUUCAACUGAGGACUCUAGCAUGGAUUCGACUGAAAUCGUUACAACUGGCAGAACUGGAAGUGGAAUAAAGUCAAGUAAGCAACGGUGGAGUGGCUUUUUUACAAACACAAAAGGAACUAAAAUGGAAUUACUGGUUGAACAACUUAAUAGCUACACGAAACAUGGUGUACCACAAUUGUCAGAAAUUCAACUACCUUAUGAUCCACUUGCCACUCAAACAGAUCUAGAGAAAGACUGGAGAGACAUCGUUGACAAUUGGAAAAUACUCAGUGAAAGACAACAGCAACAACAAACAGCACUUUGGGAACUUGCACAAACAGAAGUUGCCUAUAUAAGAACACUUCAAGUCGUUACGAAUUUAUUUAUGGCAUGUCUGUGUAAUCUACAAUCAUCAAAUAUUCUAAAUGAAGUUGAUCGAACAAAAUUAUUCAGUAAUAUACCAGAUAUUUAUGCUGCAAAUUAUUAUUUUUUGACGGAACAUGUAUUAACAAUGAUCAAUGCAACAAAAAAAAAUGGAAAACCAUUAGAUCCAGGACAUUUACUUCAUGGUUUUGAAACAUUUGAAGAUACAUUUUCACCAUAUACAAGAUAUUGCUCGGAACAAAGCAAGUGUCAGCAAUAUUGUCGUGAUCGACUUAAUGACAAUGAACUUUUUACAGCCUAUUUAGUUUGGUGUGAAACACAAAAAGACUGCAAUCGGUUAAGACUUCUUGAUAUAUUAGUAAAACCAAUGCAACGAUUGACUAAAUAUUCUCUACUGCUCAAAGCAAUUCAUAAAAAUACUGAAGAUGAAGAUCAAAGAAUUGAACUGACAACAAUGAUUAAAUGCGUUGAUAAUUUCGUGGCCUCGGUUAAUGCUGCAUUACGUAGAACCGAGGAAAAAUCAAGAUUAGCAAAUGCAGCUGCUCGACUUGAGUGCUAUGAUGUUGUUGAGUCCAGGGACGAAGAGCUUGAAAAGUUGAUUAAGUCUUGCAGUUAUCUUGACAUAACAGUCACACCAAUGCCUGGUUGUCCGAAGGACGCACUUAGAACCCUUUUACGUGAGGGAGACUUUAAAUUACGUGACACCGUAACGAAUAAAACGGAGAUUCAUGUUUUAUUGAUGACAGAUAUGUUACUAUUAUGUAAACCAUCAACAAAAAAAGGAUCAGCAAGUAGUGGUUCUGGUUAUUCAACUGGUUCACUUAAAGUCAUACGUCAGCCAUAUAUUGUGGAUAGAAUACGUAUUUGUGAAUUAAAGGAUUCAUCAAGUUUAGGAUUUGUUUAUUUAAAUGAAUAUUGUGUUGCAUCAAGUGCAUUUGUUUUAACAGCAUCUGAGCCAAAAAUUGCCAAAUCUUGGAUGGAGUCCCUGAGAAAAGCCCAGCAACAAUUUGCAAUAAUGAAGAUUCCACCGUUGGGUGAUAUGCCAGGUAUUGGUGGUGGUGUUGGUGUUGGUGUUGGCGGUAUGAGUAGACAAGCAAGCACGUAUCUUGGAGAUGGUGAAUUUGAAAUUGAAGACAGUGAUGCUUUACCAAGGACACCUCGUGGUAGUAGCAGAGCAUCACGAGUUAGUAGUCUUGCACACAGUCACAGUGGAAGUAUGGAAAUGGAGUAUGCUUCACCAAGUGGAAGCAGUUAUCUUCCUUGUUAUAACACAAGUAGAAAUGUCAGUGUUGAUACAAGUGAUCCACCAAGGGCAUCAAGUGUUUCAUCAGAAGAAGGAAAUGAAGUUGGAUCUGGACAUAAUCAACGACCACUUCAAAUGAGACGGUCAUUAUUGAGUAAAUCCCCAACUCCAAAUACGUUGAGCGUUCAAGUGCCAGUUUACUCUUCACUAGGUCAAUCCUUACCAAACCUAACACUUGCAGCGUCACAACAAACGUCAACAGUUUCAACACCCCCAAAUUCUUUACUCAUUGUUCCACAAAUAACCAAGAGUAAGGAUACAUUACUCUCACCUGAUCAUAGAGGUAUAUCUUAUCCACCACCAUCACCACCAAGAGUUGCUCUGAGACGUGCACGUGCAGUCUCUUCCUUUAAUCAAAACUAGAUACAUUAAUUCAGCUGUAAAUCUGAAUGUCGAAGCAAUUUGAUGAUAGACGAAGAAUACUCGAAUCGAAACAACAAACAUCAAUUACAAUAAGCAUCGCUACAUUCAAAUAAAAAAAAAAAAAACGAAGAUAAUUGAUGAAGUUCAUUCAGUGCUUAAUAGAACAUUAAAAUUGUAAAAAAUAAUAAAUAAUAGUAAUUAAUAAUAGUAAUAAUAAUAGUAAUAAUAAUUAAUAAUAAAAAUGUCAAAUAAAAUUACGUGCAUUUGCUGCACACAUAUGCACGUGAGACAAUGACAUAUAUCAACUUGAAAUCAAAAAAAUAAAUUAAUCAAUAGAAUUGUUUUUCGAACUGGUUUUUACACAUAUACAACUACGAAAUGAUAAACUCAGACAAUUGCUCUAGUUAUCACGUACGCAUUGACAUGGACUUUAAAUGUCCUUUCGUAUUCAUACAAUUGAUCGGGGGCCAUUUAAUGUCAUCAAGAGAAUAUGUUUUUUUGAAAAAAUAUCAAAAAUUAAUUUUGUUUUAUUAAAAUUAUAUUAUUGUUAAAUGAAUUUUUACAAAUAUAUAGUACAUUAAUUUAUAUAAAUAUCAAAAAUUUAAUUUUGACAAUUAAGAUGCGCCAUCAAUCAAAAAAACAAUGUUUAUUUAAAAUUUAAUUAUAUAAUGUAUGAUGUUUUAGAAAUGACGUUUCGAAAUUCAGAAACAACUGAUUGUAGAUCUUUUUUCGAUAUUACAUUAAACUUUAGUACAAAAAUAAUAUUCAAAUUGACUGAGAUAUUUGUAUUGACUUGAUCAUUUUACAUAAUUGAAUUCACUUCUAAUAGCUUGCAUUUAAUAACACACAAUAAUAAUUAAUUAUAAGACACUAAGGCCUAAUUAAUAAUAAUAAAAAUAAAAAAAGAAUAUUUAAAAUUAUAAUAUAAAUUGAAUGAAUAAAUUGAUAAAAUGCAUUAUUCAUAUAAUAAUAAUGAAAUAGAGCAUGAAUUGUUAUUAAUUUAUUUAUAAAAAAAUAUAAUGUAUCAUAAAUAUGUAGUUUAUAAUCCCACAUUUGUAGGAAUUUACAAUAUAUUUAUUCAAAUAUUUAUAAUUGUUAUUUCAGUAAAUCAAACUGUGUAAAUAAUUCAAUUAGACCAAGUCGAUAUAUUUAUUUUUUAAUGGAGGCCCAAUAGCUUCCUGCCAAACUCGCCAAUAAUGCAUUUCUCCGUGAUAUCUCCGAAUUUCUCCGCAAUUACUCCGAAUUUCUCCCAAAUUGACCCACGCGGAGAAAUAAGUGGAGAAAAGUAUCAAAGUUUCUUUCCGGAUUUUCUCCGAAUCGACUUGGGUGAAAAAACGUUUGGAAAUAUUUCUCCACGAAAAAAACACGUACAGAAAAGUGUGAAAAAAUAAUUUUACCGCGGAGAAAUUAUCUUCACGUGUCUUUUACGGGGAGAAAUUUUUUCCGGAUUUUGCCCCCUCAAGAAAAAAAAGAAAGGGGGGUUUGAGGGGCUUGCCCCCCAACUAUCAACAGCAAUAAAAUUUUAAAUGUAUUUGAUUUAUAAAUUCAAUCACUAAUUAUUAUAUCGCAUCUCUAAUUGGUUUAGCCACAUUCAACAUUUUUUAUUUUUUACUAUAUUGCAAUUACGCUACAUUGCAAAACGUUAAACAAAAAAAAAAAAAGAAUAAAAAUAAUAAUUAAUAAAAAAG
This is a messenger RNA of Aphidius gifuensis, 5729 nucleotides long. RefSeq names its product pleckstrin homology domain-containing family G member 5-like. The record is from RefSeq and is a predicted model, not a curated record. Lineage: Eukaryota; Metazoa; Arthropoda; Insecta; Hymenoptera; Braconidae. Bases 1153 to 4041 code for a protein of 962 amino acids. Gene Ontology annotation, cellular component: plasma membrane; endocytic vesicle; axon. The transcript has 20 exons. Gene Ontology annotation, biological process: Rho protein signal transduction; endothelial cell migration. Gene Ontology annotation, molecular function: guanyl-nucleotide exchange factor activity.